Brachypodium distachyon (stiff brome) is the source of this 1314-nucleotide messenger RNA. Its product is annotated as desumoylating isopeptidase 1. Bases 176 to 1024 code for a protein of 282 amino acids. The transcript is spliced from 3 exons. The record is from RefSeq and is a predicted model, not a curated record. Gene Ontology annotation, molecular function: peptidase activity. NCBI's taxonomy places the organism in Eukaryota, Viridiplantae, Streptophyta, Magnoliopsida, Poales, Poaceae. Gene Ontology annotation, biological process: protein modification by small protein removal.
UAAUAACCUCCUUGCUUUUAUUUAUUUCUCGCGUCUCAGCCUCCGUCCGUUCAACUCCAAUCAGAUCCGCGCGUGCUGCUGUUCCUUUUCCGCCGGCGGCGUCUUCUUCUUCUUCUUCUUCUUCCAGAUUCUAGUCGUUCGAAUUGUUCAGUGUUGCGGCGGUUCCUGCGCGAUAAUGGCGGAGGAGGGGCACAAGGUGUCGCUGAACGUGUACGACCUGAGCAACGGCCUCGCGCGGCAGCUCUCCACCUCCUUCCUCGGCAAGCCCAUCGAGGCCAUCUGGCACACGGGCGUGGUGGUGUACGGGAAGGAGUACUUCUUCGGCGGCGGGAUCCAGUCGACGGCGGCGGGGGCGACGCAGUACGGGCGGCCGGUGCGCGUGCUGGACCUGGGCGUGACGCACCUGCCGCAGGAGGUGUUCGAGGACUACCUCCGCGACAUCGCCCCGCGCUACACCGCCGAGACCUACCGCCUGCUCAGCCACAACUGCAACAACUUCAGCAACGAGGCGGCGCAGUUCCUCGUCGGCGCCGCCAUCCCCGACUACAUCCUCAACCUCCCCAACGAGGUCAUGUCCAGCCCCAUGGGCCCCCUCAUCAUGCCCAUGAUCCAGAACCUCGAGGCCACGCUCCGCAACAACGCCGCCCCGCAGACCACCCAGUUCGUCCCCACCCCCGCCUCUGUCUCUCCGCCGCAGCCGGCCGCGGCGGCGGCGGCUGCUGCUGCUGCUGCUAGUAAAACUCCGAGUCCUGCAGCUACAGCUGCCCCUUCAAGCGCGGCGGCCACGGGCUCUUCUUCCAAGCAGGAAGAUAAGAAGAAGGCUGAGAAGGAGACCGCUACUCCUCAGGCUGCCGCUGCGGCUGACCCUCUCGGGAACGCGAGGGGGAAGGUGCAGGAGGAAGUGAUGAAGGAGUUCGCGGCGAUCAUGGCGAGCGGGACGCUGCGGGCGAGCGAGGCGGCGGCGCUGGCCAUGCGCCGCGUCAUGGAGCGCCACGGCGACGCCACGACUAUGCAGCAGAGCUAGUGACCGUGAGACAACGGCGGAAUUCCAGUUUAAAACCGAAUUUGCUUGCUUCCAUUGCGGGCUGCGGCACGUCGCUGUGGUGUUUUAACCGGCAUAAUCUUUAAUUGUCUGUAUUGUUUUGAUGUUACAUUGUGAGUUUGUGACUCGAUGAAUCACUGAUAAUGCUUUUUUACAUUACAUCCACGUUGGUAGAGUUGACUGUGGCGGUAUGUAAAUUUGAUGUUCAGGGAGGAGGAAACGCUCCCUGGUGACACUGCAUUAAGCCAGAAACCACAGAUCAAAUGUUCCCA